Podarcis lilfordi (Lilford's wall lizard) is the source of this 12000-nucleotide messenger RNA. The record is from the annotation of a GenBank genome assembly. NCBI's taxonomy places the organism in Eukaryota, Metazoa, Chordata, Lepidosauria, Squamata, Lacertidae.
AUGCGUUUGCAUUAUAAGGAGGAAGAGAACGCUGCUGCUAAUCUCAUAAAACCCUCCGGUCAACAGCUAGAGUACAGCAAUCUCAGUCGCCCACGUGCUCCUCCCCAUGGGGCGGCGCUCGACUGCCGAUUGGAUACGACGCGGAGCCGCCCUCCGGCGAUUGGCCGCGUCCAGUUAGGAUACCUCGGAGGGUUCUAUCCGCGCCGCGUUCCAGGACAUCCGCUCGCCAUGGCGCUGGUCCCUCUCGCCUGGCUGGCGUCCGUGGACUUGGCGCUCCAGUGGGGCCUGUGGGCGGCCGCCGCCGCGCUCCGCACCGAGAAGUUCUUCGACCUGGCGGGUGAGCGGGGAUUUCGGGGCUCCGGGUCCGACCUGGGAUGGAUCACGGCGCGGGAUCUGCUGGCGGACCUCGUGGGGAGCGAUCUGGGCGCUGCAGGGCGGCUCGUGCGGCCGCGCUUCCCUGUGUUUUUGGACCUGUUGCAGCGCCCCUUUCGCUGCUCUGCCCGCCUCUCGCAUCUGCAGGUUUCUUCUGCGAGAAACCUUGCUUUCCAGGCCAUGUAAAUGCGCAUUAACCUCCCUCGGGAUGCGAUUAAUAAAAUAAAUGAAAUAAAUAGAAUUAAACUGCCAGAUCCCGCUCAUUCCCUCCCCCCUUUCUUUUUCGGAAUCAAGGCUGUGCAGCUAAUAAUAAUUAUAAUUAAUUUAUAUGCCAUCCACAGCAAGAAAUCAAACAUUAAGAACUUCCCUAAACAGGGUUGCCUUCAGGUGUCUUCUGAAAGUUAGAUAGUUGCUUAUUUCCUUGACAUCUGAUGGGAGGGUGUUCCAUGGGGCGGGCGCCACUAUCAAGAAGACCCGUUUGGGAUGACAGGUAACACAGGCGCAGUUUGAAAAAGCAAAAGGGGGAAAGGUUGUUAAUAAAAUCCACAGCCACCUUUAUUCAGGCCAGCCCAAAUGACACCAAAUAAAUAGCAAGCUCUUCCGGGCAAAAAAUGUUACUUUUUCUUUGCGGGCCCCUUCAACUCUUCCCUGUCAUCAGCACCCCCAGUUUCUCUGGGGUCCCCCAAGAAGCAAAGAAGGGUGCUGAGAAUUGCACCCACUGACUCACAUUGAUUAAACCUGCGCUCCAGGCACUGUUAUUUAAAGGACUCCAAGCCUGGUUAAGUCAAAGAAUUUUGCUAGCCAAGGUUAUAAAGCACUAGGCCCUACCGAGUGGUUUCUACAUGAACAAGCCUUCGCUGACAGAUCAAAAUAAGUAGGGCUGCUGGGAGGGAUCAUAUUGUCUCAUCAGCCAAGGGGGAAAUUAAUCCCUUUUGUCCCUGCUGCCUUUGGGCUUUUAGAGCAUAUGAUAUACAGUGGUCUCUCAGGUUAAGAACUUAAUUUGUUCUGGAGGUCCGUUCUUAACCUGAAACUGUUCUUAACCUGAAGCACCACUUUAGCUAAUGGGGCUGCCGCACGAUUUCUGUUCUCAUCCUGAAGCAAAGUUCUUAACCUGAAGCACUAUUUCUGGGUUAGCGGAGUCUGUAAGCUGAAACGUCUGUAACCUGAAGUGUCUGUAACCUGAGGUACCACUGUAUAGGGUAGCAUGCUGGAAGCUGAUGCGGAAGGGAGCAACGCCGGAUUUAGGGCAGUGAGAGUGGUUCUGUACAGGGUGCCGAGCUGAUGGGGUGAAGAAUAAUAAUAAUAAUAAUAAUAAUAAUAAUAUUUAUAUGGGUACCUACUCAAAGUUAGACCCUGGUCAGACAGGCAGUUAAGUUGCCACAACUGUGACGUAGUGCGUUGAGAGCAUGCACUUCUAGCGAGAGGGCGCCAAAUAAAUAUUUACAGUGCCAAAUUUUGUCCUCACUCAGCGCACCAUUUUUUCCCCCAAAACGGUUUUCCAAAACAGCACACCGUAUUACCAAAGUCCCCCCCGAAGGGAGACUUCCAAUAACCAGGGGUAAACGUCACAGAGGCAAAGUUGGUGCAAUGACAAGUUGCAUUGCAAGGGAGUUGGACUAGAUGGCUCUUGGUACCCAUGCCAGUUUCCCUCUUCCAGCUUUGACUUUAAAAGGUAUGAGCAGGUGUCCUUAGAGCUGGCACCGGGAAUGUAUCGCCCUCCUCAUGUUGCCGAACUACAGUCCCAUCAUCCUUGAUUUCUGGCCCUGCUUGCUAGAGCUGAUGGGAGAUUUAGCAGACUUGGAGCCAUUGUAUGGGGGUGAAUAUGGGACACGGGUGGCGCUGUGGGUUAAACCACAGAGCCUAGGACUUGCCGAUCAGAAGGUCGGCGGUUCGAAUCCCCGAGACGGGGUGAGCUCCCGUUGCUCGGUCUCAGCUCCUGCCAACCUAGCAGUUCGAAAGCACAAAAGUGCAAGUAGAUAAAUAGGCACCGCUCUGGCGGGAAGGUAAACACCGUUUCCGUGUUCUGCUCUGGUUCGCCAGAAGCGGCUUAGUCAUGCUGGCCACAUGACCCGGAAGCUGUACGCCGGCUCCCUCGGCCAAUAAAGCGAGAUGAGCACCGCAACCCCAGUGUUGGUCACGGCUGGACCUAAUGGUCAGGGGUCCCUUUACCCUUUACCUUUAUGGGGGUGAAUAUUGCCUAAUCUGUAUGGUAUACCACUUGCACACAAAUAACUAGCUUCCCAGCCGCCCCGUGGAGUGAUUGGCGAUGCCCCCUAGGACUGGAAAGCUUUUAGCUCACAAACGCAGUGUGUUCAGCUCUGUCAGAGGCCUAUUGUAACUGAGGCCAGAUCAUAGUAUUGGAGGUUUGUGGGAAGUCUGUGCAGCCCUCUCCUUAGAAAUACUGAGAACCUCUGUACCCAAACACUUAAAUUAUGUUCAUUUCUUAUUAUUAUUUUCAUCAUAAUCAGCUGUUGGGGUGGGGUGGGGUAGGCAGGCCGGAAUAUAAGAGUAGCAUUCAGAUUCCAAAAAGAGAAAGCACUGCCGUGUUUCUAAGACGGCAGCUCUAUAGAGCAAGCAUGCCAGAGAUCAAGCAGAAGCUGCAAAUGGCUAAUAUCUGUAAGAUAGCGAUUAGAUGUAGUGGAAUAUGAAACAGUAGUAUUCAGUCACCGCUACUUGGGUGGAGAGAAUAUAGCAUCCUCUUACUCAUGGGUAGGCAAACUAAGGCCCGGGGGCCGGAUCCGGCCCAAUCAACUUCUAAAUCUGGCCCGCGGACAGUCUGGGAAUCAGCGUGUUUUUACAUGAGUAGAGUGUGUCCUUUUAUUUAAAAUGCACCUCUGGGUUAUUUGUGGGGCCUGCCUGGUGUUUUUACAUGAGCAGAAUGUGUCCUUUUAUUUAAAAUAUAUCUCUGGGUUAUUUGUGGGGUAUAGGAAUUCAUUCAUUUUUUUCUUCAAAACAUAGUCCGGCCCCCCACAAGGUCUGAGGGGCAGUGGACCGGCCCCCUGCUGAAAAAGUUUGCUGACCCCUGCACUAAAGGAGUUUAUUAAUGCUUCCCUGCUACAGACCUUGAGGAUAGCUCAGCACAAGGAUGGAGAAUCGGUAGAGCAUGAGACUGUUAAUCUCAGGAUUGUGGGUUGGAGUCCCAUGUCAGGUGAACUCUCCCUGCAUUGCAGUGGGUUGGACUAGGUCCUCACGGUCCUUUCCAAUUCUACAAUUCUAUGAUUCUAUGAAAUGCAAGGCCUGUAUCACACCAGUGCAGCAUUCAAGAGCCCCUGUGAUGACUUUGGCCUGUUUUAGCUUCUGAUGUUGCUCUUUCUGCCUCUCUAGGAAGCGGGACAUUCAUCUUGCUGGCACACCUGAGCCUCAGAUGGGGCAAUGCACAGCAUCUUCGGCAGCAGGUCCAGACAGGGCUGGUGACUAUUUGGGGCCUCAGGUGAGUUUCCAAUGAGCUGUGUAUUUGUUUCAGAGGCAGCGAUGAGUUUGAGCCAAUUCCACGAUGCAUCACCUCGACUCGUGUGCCUGCAGCCAGGAGAGCCUGAUGGAAUUGCCAAUGAAUGCUAUUCUGGGGUUAACAGUGUUGAUGGAACUGAAUGUAAAAAUCAAAGCACUGCAUUAUUAUUUUUAAGGCUUUUAAAAUCCAGUCACUUCUUACCGAUUGAUUUCCUCUUCAGCCUAUGGCUGCAGCUCCAGCUAUGAUCCCACACAAGUGGGCUGCAUUUAUGCUGUGAUUUUGCACAAGUACAGAAAUACAAGUAGGGGGUUGGGUUUCUCGAGAAUCUUAGCUAUCAUGUUCUCUUGCUUUUUUAAAAUCACAAAGGAACAGAUUUCUAGCCCUUAUAGUUGUCAAGAUACGUUUGACAGUGUGUGGACAAUGCCUAUUUAAAAUCGGAGUUGUUGUUCGGUGCAAUUUUCAGUGGCGGUGGCAGGGCUUGAGUUUUCUUCAAAGGUUCUUAUCCUUCCCAGAAGCAACAUAUUAUUUGUAACAGUAAAAAUUCCGAAUAAUUACGCACAGUCAGAUGGAUUUGCUUAGUUUGUUCAGGUUGCAGCAUUAUUCUUUAGUACAGGAUUUUUAUUUUUAAAUGCAUUGCACACAGCUUUCCCCAUGACUUAUUUCUAUGCCAGAAAUGGCUUUUUCUCCUAUAUUUGUUUUUUAUUAGGCUACUGUUGAAACAGAAGACCAGGAUCACCAAAAAUGUGGCAAUUGCGAAGCUGCAGGCACUGCCAGCUGUUAUCCGAGGCCUAGGAAGGCUCUGAUUGCUUCCACGUAAUGAUGAACACCAUUUCAAAUAUUUUCAAUUAUCUCUGCUGUUCUCAGGUUGGGGCUCUUCCUCUUCCUACGGAUCCUGAAAGAGGGGCAUGACAGGCGAUUCAACGGCGUCAGAGAAAACUCCGGCACUUUCUUCCUAUACUGGACAAUGCAAGGUGAAGGCGUAGAUAGUUUGGAACUGAAACCUAUAUCCCCUCACCAGUGAAAUUUGGCCAGAAGCAUUGAACAAUUUACUGUAUUUUCCGCUCUAUAAGGCACACCAGACCACAAGACGCACCUAGUUUUUGGAGGAGGAAAACAAGAAAAAAAAUAUUCUGAAUCUUGGAAGCCAGAACAGCAAGAGGGAUCGCUGCACAGUGAAAGCAGCAAUCCCUCUUGCUGUUCUGGCUUCUGGGAUAGCUGCGCAGCCUGCAUUCGCUCCGUAAGACGCACACACAUUUCCCCUUACUUUUUAGGAGGGAAAAAGUGAGUCAUAUGGAGCAAAAAAUACGGUAACUUACACAUGCUUAGUGUGCUAUGUGCUUUAUUUCUGGGCUCAAAGAGCUGGUUCUACUAACCUUGAAACCCCUAAAGACUGCUGCAAUGUGCUCUACGUGGGGCUACCUUUGAAGGUGAGUCGGAAACGACAACUAAUCCAGAACGUUGCUGCCAGACUGGUGACUGGGAGCGACUGCCAGGACCAUAUAACACCGGUCCUAAAGGAUCUAUAUUGGCUCCCAGAACGUUUCUGAGCACAAUUCAAAGAGUUGGUGCUGUCCUUUAAAGCCUUAAACAGCCUUGGCCCCAUAUGCCCGAGGGAGUUUCUCCACCUCCAUCUUUUAGCCCGGACACAGAUCUAGCUCUGAAGGCCUUCUGGCUGUUAACUUCAUUGCGAGAAGUGAGGUUACAGGGAACCAGUCAGAAGGCCUUCUCAAUAGUCAUGCCCGCCCUGUGGAACACCCUCCCAUCAGAUCUCAAGGAAAUAAAGAACUAUCUGUCUUUUAGGAGUCAUCUGAAGGUAGCCUUGUAUAGGGAAGCUUUUAAUGCUUGCCGUUUUACUGUGCUUAAUGUUUUUAAUUCAUUGGAAGCCACCUAGAGUGGCUGGGGCAACCCAGUCAGAUGGGCAGCAUGAAAAUAAUAAAUUAUUAUUAUUAUUAUUAUUAUUAUUAUUAUUAUUAUUAUUACUACUACUAUGAAUGGCUUGGGUCCAGUAACGCUUGUUAGGAGCUGCUUGCUGUAAUAUGCACCUUCCUGGGAAUUCAAAUCAAAUUCUGAGGCCACCUCAGGAUAGCCACUGGGUGAAUGCAAUAUGUUUUUUGUUUAGCUCUGGAAUGCUCUUCUCAUCAAGAUCCAUCAGGCUCCCUCUGUGACUUUUCCUUAAGCAGUGGAAGUCAAUAUUGCUUUGAUGGGCUUUUAAUGUACAAUGUCUUUUCGUGCCCCUGCUGCUGGCUUUCAGUGCUUCACAUCUUUUAGCUUCACCCUCGUUGUUGUUUCUCUUAGUGGUGCUUGUCUUUAACAAUCAGAAGCCAGAACUGAGCAGGACUUGCGUCCAUCGAUGGGUCUAGUGUGCCUUAAUGUUCUGGAGAGCACUUUCCAGUUGGUUAGCAGAAGAGGGUUGGGGGGAACCUGUGCCCAAGCAGUCACAUUUAUUCAGAUCGCAGAAUUUAGCUUACAGAAUUAUGAGAAGACAUAAAAAGGUAAAGGUAAAGGUACCCCUGCCCGUAUGGGCCAGUCGUAUCCGAUUCUGGGAUUGCGUGCUCAUCUCGCUUAAGAGGCCGGGAGCCAGCGCUGUCCGGAGACACUUCUGGGUCACGUGGCCAGCGUGACAAAGCUGUUCUGGCAAGCCAGCACCAGUGCAGCGCACGGAAACAUCGUUACCUUCCCGCUAUAAAGCGGUACCUAUUUAUGUACUUGCACUUAAGAGUGCUUUUGAACUGCUAGGUGGGCAGGAGCUGGGACCGAACAACAGGAGCUCACCCCGCCGUGGGGAUUCGAACCGCCGACCAUGCGAUCGGCAAGUCCUAGGCACUGAGGUUUUACCCACAGCGCCACCAGCGUCCCUGUGAUCAGAAGACAUAGGAUGCACUUGAACAUAUACAAACCAGGCCUUUGCUAAAAUAAUGGGACUUUGGACUUUAAGGUAGAAUGUGGUGACAUUUUAAGAGGAAGAAAAGAUUAUACAUUUUUAGGUGCCGGGCAAAAACGUUCCAUUUUAACCAGCCCCUUUGGUUGAUUUGAUUGACAUUGUAUGCCCUUUUAAAAUGUGGUUUUUUUGGGGGGGGUGUUAUUGGGUUGUUGUUUUUAUUUUGAUUAUAUAUUUUGUGGUUUUAUAUUUUGAUUAUUUUUUUGUGAACCGCCCUGAGAUCUCUGGGUAUAGGAUGGUAUAUAAAUUCAAUAAAUAAUAAUAUUUCUGGGUGCAGCUGCUAAGUUACAGGCCUACAGCACAAUUCUACUCAGGAGUAAGACGGAACUUUCUCCCAAGUAAGUGCGCAGUCUUGUCUGCCCUGUUGUUUUUGCAAAUGUAUACAGCCUAAUCUAUCCUGGCUUCAUGUUUUGACAGGUAUAUGGGUGUUUGUAACAUUGCUUCCCACUCUGUUGCUGAACCUGGAGAAACACCAGAAGCCUCUUGGAUUCUGGGACUAUUUUGGAUGGAGCAUUUGGGCCGUGGGGUUUGUUACAGAGGCUAUAGCUGACCAACAGAAGUGGCAUUUCAGAAGCAACCCUGACAACGCUGUGAGUAAUGGCUGUGAGGUUCUCUGCUAUAUUGGCUUUAGGGAGCCCUUGACUAUAGGGGGAGAUGCAAUAGGACACAGGAUCUCAGUGCUCACAGGCAGGAGGAGUUUGUACACUAGGACCAAACCAUGUCAUUACCAAGGAGGCAUGUUUAGUCAUUCUCUGAAGAACAUCCCUGUCUGCUACUCUGAUCCUGACCAGAAGGAUACAGUAUCAACAAGGGUGUCCCACAUGACCUUAAGGUGCUGUUGUGCAAUGCCAGGUCAAUGAUUCGUAAGACCACUGCCAUCCAUGACUUGAUUGUGGAUGGAGGAAUUGACCUCAUAUGCAUAACAGAGACUAGAUGUACAACUCAACUGGUGAUGUAACAUGAUUUGCUAGUUUACCUAGAUGUAACAUGGUUUUAUCAGUUUGAAGCAUUUAAACCAAUCAAAAGCUAGCUUUUCUGGCAAAGCAAGAAUCAAAGGCACAGACCCAACAAGAGGAAAAUAAAUCUAAAGGUAGACAUGGUUCCAACUUCUUUACUGUUCUUACAUUAAUAAUAGCUUGCAGAGCCACCCAAUUAAAGCUUGGGCUAAGAGACAACGUACUCGCAUCUCUCUACUGAAAUACCUUUUCAUUAAUGUAGGAUGUCUAAGAGUCCAAUUAGGAAAAGCUAUGUUCUCACAAAAAAGGGACACUUCAUUAGGCAGAAUCUUGCUUUGGAAAUCUUAGCCCAUCAAGCAUGGGGAGAUUGGCUCUUUGUGAUAACAGCAAUCCUGCUAAUAGGGAUGCUAGCUUUGGAAUUGGCAAUGCGUAUUCGUUGCUGAAGGUAGCUAGGCAGGAAAAGAGAUCCUGCUUAGUAUGUGGGUAUUCACUGGUAUUGAUUUGGAUAAGCCGACUGAAUUCUGCACAUAUAUUCAACCAGUGAAUUUCUUUCAUAAUUGGAACCAGCUAUGGAGUUAGGCUGCACAAUAAAACUGACACUUUUUAUUUUAAAAUCUCCCUAGGGGAAGUUUAUCCAGAGUGGCCUAUGGGCUUACAGUCGUCACCCCAACUACCUGGGCGAGAUCUUGCUGUGGACAGGACUUUUUGUGUCGGCCACCCCAGUACUACGUGGCUGGCAAUACUUCAGCGUCACCUCACCGCUGCUGGUGUGGUUCUUGCUCAAUUUUAUCAGUGGGAUUCCAAUCCUCGAAAAAGCAGCCAUGAAGAGAUGGGGGAAAGAGGCGGCGUUUCAGGCUUACUUGCAGAAGACUCCCGUGCUGUGGCCUAUCAGCUUGAAGUGAUCAGAGAAACGCUCUUUGGGACAUUGAACACAAAACAGCUGUAGCACGGGGACCAUUUUAAAUUGUACACAGCCGUGGCAUUUGUGUUUAGCUCCCAGGCUGUUCUCAUGCAAUGGCUUAAACCACAAGUUUUCAACCUUUCUGAGUCCACGGCUCCCUUGACAAACUGCGUUCUUUCUAAGGCUCCCCUGUGGGGAAACGUGCUCUGAGCUGCGGGAGCCCAGUUGUGUCACCCCUUGCCUGCAGAGCUGGCAGCCCCUCACCCCUUUCAAGCACUCUCCCUUCUGAUCUCUGAGCUGCCCCCCGCCCCAAAGAGAGGUGUCUCCUCAUGCCCAGGGGCCUGGGAAGAGGAUGCUCCCAGCCUUAGCAGCCUGAGAGACUUGCCAAAGGUGAACAUGAGGCAGACAACUUAACUCACCUUGAGAGGCAGCUGUGGGCCUGCGUGGAGGAAAGGCUCCCCUUCGGUGCUGGGCACUUGGCUCCCAGGCAGGCAUUGCACACUAGGGUGGUUCAUAAAAAACUUUUUUAAAAAUGCCUGCUCCAAAGGUCUUAUUUUACCACACUAGGGACGCGGGUGGCACUGUGGGUUAAACCACAGAGCCUAGGGCUUGCCGAUCAGAAGGUCGGCGGUUCGAAUCCCUGCGACGGGGUGAGCUCCCGUUGCUCGGUCCCAGCUCCUGCCAACCUACUAGUUCAAAAGCACAUGGCAUUUCCGUGCGCUGCUCUGGUUCACCAGAAGCGGUUUAGUCAUGCUGGCCACAUGACCCAGAAGCUGUAUGCCGGCUCCCUUGGCCAAUAAAGUGAGAUGAGCGCCGCAACCCCAGAGUCGUCCGCGACUGGACUGAAUGGUCAGGGGUCCCUUUACCUUUACCUAGGGAUUAUAUAGCUAUAUCUGAAAUUUCAUGCACAUCAGUUAAUAUCUUGACCCUGCUCCACUGAAAAGCUUUGGGUGUUCAGUAGGGCAGUUCAUAAAAAACUUUUUUUUGGAAAAAUGCCUCACUAGGGAUUAUAUAGCUGUAUCUGAAAUUUCAUGCAUAUCAGUUAAUAUAUCGACCCUCCUCCACACGAAAAUAGCUGUUUACUUGGCUGUUUUCCUAUGUCGUGAAGGCUGAAAUUUCAAUUCAGUGGAGCAGGGUUAAAGGUAUUAACUGAUAUGCCGCGCAAGCCUUUGGGAGGCAGAGAUGCAAGAGGGCAUCAGAGGAGGGAGGGAAAGAGGAACAAAGGCCCACGUUGCCCACGACUAUCAUUCUAGACACCCCAGGAUGCCACGGCAUACUGAUUGAAAACCACCGGCUUAACAAAAGCCUGUGUUUUAUGUGGUGAAAGCUCCACGACUUGUGCUGUAAGGUAGUACACGCAAAUCGCUUGUCAUGCAGAGGCAGCCACUGACCUGGGUGGCUUAACAUCUGGCCUUCCAGAUGUUGGAGUCCCAGUUCCCACCAGCAUGGUCUGUAGUCGGGGAUGAUGGGAACUGUAAUCCAAUAAUUUAGAGGGCCCAAAUUGCUAAGGGGGGCACUGUGAACGCUAACCCUUGGAGUAGUUAUUUCAUAUGCGCCCUUCCUCAGGGAACAAGUGCCAGUGUUUCAGCACACAGAGUAGUCUGUUAGUUAUCGUUACAUCAGUAGCAUUUCCCUCGUUGCCCUGGAACAGCAAUGUCUGGCAUAAAACACUUAAUCUGAGAUUAGAAGGCAGUGCUGGUCUUUUAGCUUCAAUUACAUAAAGUAGCUGGAAGGCUUUGCUCUCUUCUUGGUAAGUGGGUGCCCCUUGCCUAGCUGCCUGAGGCGUUAAUCCCAAUAAUCCAGUGUACAGAGAAAAGAGGAGAUCAUAGCCAGUAAGUUCACCUUUUGUAGAAAGAAGUAUGAAUAUAACCUGCCAAAGCUGGGUUAGCAGCAGAUAACACACCAGCUAUGGCAGAGCCAUUCUGCCCGUGUCCAACUUUGUAGAAAAGUCAACAUUCCCUUUUGUAUUUUUAUUUAAAGCCACCCUUAUAAAACCUCUGGCUUUGAUAAAGCUGUACUGCUGGUAAUUAGAGUUUGUUUCAGCAACUACAGAGUAUUAGGUAUUGCCCUCUACCCCUUGAAAUCUGUAUUCUGACAGGCAGGGCAUGCUUUUAGAAGGAGAUUCUUUUGCAGCAGUCUCUUUACACUGAAAAUUUUAAGUAAAGACUUGUUGCUUCUCAGUCAGCCUUGCUACAUUUUAGUAUACAUUCCUUACUGUAUUAUUAUUUAGUGGAUUUAUAUACUGCCCUAUAACUUGAGGUCUCGAGGCAGUUCACAGAACAAAAUAAAAAUACAAAACCACAAAAUAUAUAAUCAAAAUAAAAACAACUACCCAAUACUCCUCCCCCCCAAAAACACACACAUUUUAAAAGGGCUGUAAAGUAGUGUAACUGAAGAAGGAAUCUUCAGCUGUGAGGGCAAAAUACAUUCUGAGAAAGUAGGAUUGAAAGAAACUGGAUUUGUUUUCAUUGCUGCUGGGUUUUGGUUCUGUGUAACAUUCUUCCCGAAAUAUGCUAUCUGCUCUUACUGCACACAAGGUGGAGUUAAAAAGCAGGACCGCCAGCAAUAAAAAAUUAGACCAGGCCAAAUUUCUAUUGAGUCUAGCGUCAUUAAGUCUCCAACCAUAGCCAUAUAAGACUGUGAAAUUCAAGCAGCGACAUGAUAAGCAUGGGCAGUUUAUUUCCUCUGAUCAAGACUGAAUUUAUCAAGAGGAACCUACAGCACUUGAUAAUUCUUCCCUUCACAAACCUAUUUUUAAAAAGUUACUGGCUAUCUCCAUAUUUUGUGGCAAUAAAUUCCAUAAGAUACAUCUAUGAAGUAAACUAUGAUUGACCUGAAACUGUAAUUCAAGCCCAUUUGAAGUGCCAGAAGUUCUUAUUUAACAGAUAACUCUUUGCUGUCUCUUCUAUCUUGUUUGUACUCAAGAGAUAUGAGCUUUAUUGCAAAAGUGGCUUGAACCCCAAAGUCAUUUUAGUUGCACUUUUCUACCUCCCAGGAUACAGUGUUUGUGUGGGAGAUGAAUACUCCUAGUUAUUUUUAACCGUGGUUGCAACAUGCUAUUUCUUUACUUUUUUUCCUAUCACCUUUUCCCUGCUACAGCAUAGUUGUUUUCUACCGUUAACCUCAAAAUAACUAUAACUACCAAGGAGAAUGCAUUUGUAUGAGAAGUUCAAGGUUUCUGGCCAUACAUGCAUUACUUUGCACUUCUACUGAAUGUGAUCUCCCCUUCUGCUGCCCUUGUGCCUAGUUUCAAGGGAUCAAUUUUGGGGGUUCUUUGCAAACUCGGAUCUCUCACCCACCCAAACUCUAGGCAAUAUUUGAGCAAAUUAGUAAGUAUCCAACAGCAGAUCCUAUGGGGACUAUCCCCCCCCCCAUUGCAAAAACA